ACUCGAUACCUGAGAACAGCCAUGGAGUGGAAAAUGCUUCCCGUUCAUCUGAUGCUGCUGCUUUCUGUUCUCUUGAUUCAGCAAGUUUCUUCUCAAGAUUUAUCAAGCUGUGCAGGGAGAUGUGGGGAAGGGUAUUCUAGAGAUGCCAUCUGCAACUGUGAUUAUAACUGUCAACACUACAUGGAGUGCUGUCCCGACUUCAAGAAAGUCUGCACUGAGGAGCUUUCCUGCAAAGGCCGCUGCUUCGAGUCCUUUGUCAGAGGGAGGGAAUGUGACUGUGAUGCACAAUGUACAAAGUUUGGCAAGUGCUGUCCUGAUUACAAGGAAUUCUGUGAAGAACUGCAUAAACCCACAUCACCACCGUCUCCCAAGACUGCACCUCCGCCUCCAGAAGCUUCUCAAACCAUCAAAUCAACCUCCAAACGUUCUCCCAAAUCACCAAACAAGAAGAAGACUAAGAAAGUUGUAGAAUCAGAGGAGAUAACAGAAGCAAAAGAUAAGAAAAAAGCACCUGAAAAAAAACCUAAGCCAGAACCACCAGCCGUAGAUGAACCUGGAAGUGGACUGGACAAUGUCACCCCAAAGCCUGAUAUUCCCACCACUAAAAGCAGUAAGGUUACCACACUUCCCAAGAUUACAACGGUAAAACCAACAGAUCCUAAGCCUACCGUUCCAUCUAACUCUGCUACAGACAGUAAAGAGACAACAAUUGAAACUAAAGAGACUUCUACAAUAAGUAAACAAACUUCAGCGAGUGCAAAAGAGAAGAAGACUACUUCAACUAAAGAGAUAAGAAGUGCAGAGAAACCAUCUGAUGAAGAGUCUGCACCCACGUCUGAAAUUCCUACUGAAGCUACAUCUAAGGCUGAAACUACAACUAAAGUCCCUGCUCCCCCCACCACUCCCAAGGAGCCCGAGCCCGCCACCCCUGAGGAGCCGGAGCCCACUAAGCCCAAGGAGACUGCUCUAGUCACCUCAGAGGCCUCUACCCCUACUACUCCUGUGGAGCCUCCCAAAAAGCCUGCUGAACCAACUCCAAAGCUUCCUGCAGAGCCCAUACCAAAAGCCACAGAAAACAGCCCCAAGCAGCCUGCUGUACCUACACCUAAAGCUCCCAAAGUGACCAAACCCCAAAUGACAACAGCUAAAGACAAGACAACAGAAAAGGAGAAACCUACUACACCUGAAAUUACAACAGCUGCACCCAAGAUUACAACAAAAGAGACAACUGCAGCUGAAGAGGCUAUGGAAAAACCUGAAGAAACAACAGUUAUUCCAAAAGCUACAACUACUGAUUCUAAAGUGACAACUUCUAAACGCCCCAAACCAACCAAAGCCCCCAGAAAGCCCAAGUCUACCAGAAAGCCUAGAGUGAAAAAACCAAAGACGACACCAACUCCUGCAAAGAUGACUACAACCCCAGUGCCUGAAACAACCCCAGCCUCCACAACAGAAACCACGGUCCAGACCACCACCAUUCCUAUCCCAACUCCCACCUCAAAAAUAGUGGAAAUAAAUCCAAAGGAUGAAGAUGCAGAUGCUGCUGAAGGAGACAAACCUGAGAUGAUUCCCAGUGCCCCACUGUUAACUCCUAUGGGUCGUCCAGGCAGUGAAUUCUUAGCGGGAGGACACAAUCAAGACAUUGAAAUCAAACCCAUGCUUUCAGAUGAGACUGAUCUGUGCAACGGCAAGCCAGUGGAUGCAGUGACCACACUGCGCAACGGGACACUGGUUGCAUUUCGAGGUCAUUAUUUCUGGAUGCUAAGACCAUUUACUCCACCUCCUCCACCUAGAAGAAUUACUGAAGUUUGGGGUAUUCCCUCCCCCAUUGAUACAGUUUUUACUAGAUGCAACUGUGAAGGAAAAACUUACUUCUUUAAGGAUUCUCAAUAUUGGCGUUUCACCAAUGAUGUAAAAGAUGCUGGGUAUCCCAAACAAAUUGUAAAAGGAUUUGGAGGACUAAAUGGAAAAAUAGUGGGAGCUCUCUCUGUAGCUAAAUACAUGAACAGACCUGAAUCUGUGUACUUUUUCAAGAGAGGUGGUGGUGUGCAGCAGUAUACGUAUAAACAGGAACCUGCCAGAAAGUGCCCUGGAAGAAGGCCAGCUGUAAAUUAUUCAGUAUAUGGACAAACAACACAGGUUAGGAGACGUCGCUUUGAACGGGCUAUCGGACCUCCUCAGACACAUACCAUCAGAAUUCACUAUUCACCUGUGAGAGUCACUUACCAAGACAAAGGUUUCCUCCAUAAUGAAGUUAGAGUGAGUACAAUGUGGAGAGGACUUCCAAAUUUGGUUACUUCAGCUAUAGCACUACCCAAUAUCAGAAAACCUGAUGGCUACGACUACUAUGCCUUUUCAAAGAAUCAAUACUAUAACAUUGACGUGCCUAGCAGAACAGCAAGAGCGGUCACUACUCGUUCGGGACAGACCUUAUCCAAGGCCUGGUACAACUGUCCUUAGUCAAGAAACAAAGGAAGAACAACUAAUUAAAAUGAAGAAAA
This is a messenger RNA of Condylura cristata (star-nosed mole), 2501 nucleotides long. RefSeq names its product proteoglycan 4 (gene PRG4). The transcript has 12 exons. Gene Ontology annotation, biological process: immune response. Bases 22 to 2460 code for a protein of 812 amino acids. The record is from RefSeq and is a predicted model, not a curated record. Lineage: Eukaryota; Metazoa; Chordata; Mammalia; Eulipotyphla; Talpidae. Gene Ontology annotation, molecular function: scavenger receptor activity; polysaccharide binding.